This is a messenger RNA of Microthlaspi erraticum, 465 nucleotides long. NCBI's taxonomy places the organism in Eukaryota, Viridiplantae, Streptophyta, Magnoliopsida, Brassicales, Brassicaceae. The record is from the annotation of a GenBank genome assembly.
AUGAGUAAUCUAAUAUUACUCAGUGAGUCUAGGACCUCUAUACAAGGGGAUUCCCUAAACUCCAAACGCCGCGGGCUUGUAAUCCCGCCUCCACCUGCAAUGAGGCGCCUAGGUGCAUUAGCCACAUUCUCUGCCCACGCCUGUGAAGGUUCACGCUCAUCCGGAAUCACACAGAAACUAGAUGAACGCCUUCACCCGGGCACUACAGUCCAUCGCGGUACCCGGUUCAUCCUUCCAUCUAUUGGCCUUACUGGCGCACCAUGCCAAUGUCUGGUUGGAUCCCAUAUCGUCAUAUGGUACCAUACUCGGCCAAGGCAGCUGACCAGGUUAUCCUCCGAGUCUUCCUCCCUUCAUGCACAGCCUCCACGCUGCCAAUCCGGUUGGGCUCUGACGUGCGAGAAUGCGCUUGACUACACCUUCCUAGACAACAUGUGGUUAGACACGCCACAUGUUCUCAGUACUUAG